GCGGAUUAGUUCUAUAUCUGCGAGCAGAUGCCUCUGGUCUUCACAAAGGAAUGGUGAGAGCUAGCAUGGCGCUCCAUCUGAAGGACGCGGGUGCCAUCAGCAAGGCCCUACUCGACAUCUUGGUUUGCCCUAUCUCCAAGCAGCCAUUGAGGUAUUGCCAGGAAACUCAAUCUAUCAUUUGCAAUGCAAUUGGCGUUUCUUUCCCGCAUGCUAGGUUAUUCUAUCAAGUAGUUGAUGGAAUUCCUUGUCUAGUCCCAAAAGAAGGUAAGAUUAUUGAAGGCGAGGAAAAGAUGACAUCUGCAAAUGAUCUUAGUUAACCCAUUGUCAUCAUAAAUCAUACUUAACGAUGAAGGAUUGAUGCUACAAUUCAGAUAAUUCAAGCACAGUGGAAAUUCUUAGGGUAUCCCUUACAGAGUGAUAUCGAUACCUCUCAAAUUUUGUAGCUUCAUGUUUGAAAAAUUUUAUUCUUUGCUUUCUAUUUCCUCUUAUAUUGUUGUUGUUUUAUUAAAUUAGAAUGUAAUUAUGUUGUUGCUCUAAACAUUUAUCAUUCAAUGAUUGUACGA
Phalaenopsis equestris is the source of this 563-nucleotide messenger RNA. RefSeq names its product UPF0434 protein ABO_2103. The record is from RefSeq and is a predicted model, not a curated record. NCBI's taxonomy places the organism in Eukaryota, Viridiplantae, Streptophyta, Magnoliopsida, Asparagales, Orchidaceae. Bases 51 to 317 code for a protein of 88 amino acids. The transcript has 3 exons.